Molecule: messenger RNA, 2900 nt
Organism: Prorocentrum cordatum
Lineage: Eukaryota; Dinophyceae; Prorocentrales; Prorocentraceae
Source: the annotation of a GenBank genome assembly
CGUUGUUGGGGUACUUUUUGUUUGUUCGUCGACGAUCCCCCUGUUGGGGGACAGGCCCGACUUAAUCCUGCGACCUCGUGGUCCAUCACCGGCCUCCAUCCACUCCCCUCUCCUCCUCAUCCCCGUGCUCAUCUCCGCCUCCUCCCUCGCCGCUCCGCCCCGCUGCCUCCCCGUCUUCCCCAUCGGCGGCCUGGGGCUUGGCAUCCGCACGAAGCUCGGCGGUCGCCUCCGUGGGGCAGAGGCGAUCCUGCUCUCGGUGAUGGUGGUGACGCUCGGGCCUCCCAGGCGGCCGAGAGCUUGUCACCAGCACCAGCAUCCAGAAUCAUCUCCCCCUGGUGGAGGCCCCCCCCCCGUGUUGGUGGCGAUGCCCAUUUCCAGGCCCCCGAUGCUUCACUCCAUCAUCAUCAUCCUUCCCAGCGGGGGGGGGGCAAGGGAAGCACCAUUCUUGACCGGGCUCCGCAGGCGAGGAGCCACGGAUCCAGCCACCUCCUCUGUCCAUCCACACCAGCAUAUCGCCGAGGAGGGUGUUCGCGAACCACGAGGGCGGCUACAAUGUGUAUCCGCAUACCUGCGCUGGUGCACGUUGGCGGUAGCGAGGUGCUCGCCUUCAUCGAGGGAAGGUCGAGCGGCAGCGACGCCGGGCACAUCGACAUCAUCAUGAAGCGGAGCACGAACGACGGUGAGCAAUGGGGCCCAAUACAGGUCGUGGCCGGCGGCCCCGGGGACGUGGCGCGCGGCAACCCGAGCCCGGUGUACUGCGAGAAGACGGGCAAGCUGCUCCUGAUCUGGAACUGGAACAACCUGGACCUCUACGUGCAGUCCAGCGACGACAAGGGCAGGACGUGGAGCAAGCCCCGGAAGUUCAGCAGCAUGGUGAAGCGCCCUGGCUGGGGCUGGGUUGCCACGGGCCCAGGGCAUGCUAUCCAGCUGCGCAGAGGCGAGCACAAGGGGCGCAUUGUGGUUCCGUUCAACAGUUUCUUCGCGGACGCGUUGGUGAAGAAGGUCCACCACCGACAGGGUUGCGCUGAGAUAGGCGAGUGCGCCCGCUACUACAACAACCACCAUCAGGACGUCAGGGUGGAAAUCGAGAACCCGUUGGACCCAGAAAUGGGGAUUCUGAAGUCCAAGUGGUACAACGGCACCACCGACUUGCCUUUGUACGUCUGGGCCGGCGACCGCUCUGGAGUCUUCUAUUCCGACGACGGUGGUGACACCUGGCAUUUGGGAGGCAUGGUCAACUCGCGCAUCGGCUCGUCGGAGUGCCAGGUGGCCGAGACGGACGAGGGCCUCGUCAUCUCUUUCCGCGUGGAGGACAAGGACACCGGCUGCCGCAAGAUGGCGUUCAGCGGGGACGGGGGCCUUAGCUUCGAGCACUUCUUCGAGCCCCAGGUGUGCAUCCCCGAUCCCGUGUGCCAGGGCAGCGUAGUGGCCCUCGACGACGGGCGGAUCGUGACCGCCGGGCCGGGACAGCACGAUGCGCGCAAGGACAUCACGCUUCACAUCUCGCACGGGAGCGUGGUCCACAACAGCAUCGGCUUUACAAAGCUGGGCAUGGUGGAGGCCGGAGACGGCGGCUACAGUGACGUCGCGGUGCUGCCGCCAAAGGCCGGCAGGGCACGCGUCGGCGUGAUCUGGGAGCACGGGUUCGCCGGCGGGGCGGGGUACGCGGUGGUGGACAUGCCGCCCAUCGAGGAGACCGAGUUCAAGGACCCCGAGGACCCUUGGGCAAUCCUCGCGUGAGCGCCGCACGGCCGCGCGGGGGCUCGAGGGACAGAGGGGCUGCUGCGACAGCAAACCAUGGGAGCCUGGUGUACCCUCGUAGUCCUGUCUUCACGUCGAGUCGCAAGAGCCCACAAGAUGAUAUGCGAGGCUCCCAUGAGUUGCCACCGAAGGCUUCCUACGCAGAACCUCUCGGAGCUCGGCGCGGACUCCUCAGAUUCGGCGCUUCCCCCGGCGCGCUCCGCGCGCCAGGGAGGUCCAGCGCUGACCCAGGAAGUCCACGCAGACCUCCGAAAGCUUAUGUUCACUGAUCUACGCAGUUCGCUCUUCCUCCCAGGAGCGCUGCACAGCCGCCCGAGGUCUCGAUGCUCCGCAGGGAGUGUGUUAGCCCUGGCAUGCGCUAUCAGCUGUUCGGCCCCGCUGACAGCGCGCAGCCCGUGUCGGCCCUCGUUGCGCAGCCUCCGUUGUGUCGAAGGGCCUCCUGUGGACAACAUCCGCUGGCGCCAACACACGUCCCGAGGCGGUUCUGAAGUUCGUGGUCCAGCUGUAGCGCUGGCACGUGUGCAAGUUGUCGAGGGGGUCGGCGGGGAUCGGGGUAGGGUCGUCAGAGUGGGAAGCCAAGGAGCGUAACGAAUUCGAAGACCAGCGCUUUGUGGAACGCAAGGAGCGGAAUAUUUCUGGAAUUGGUAACGGCGGCCGCCACAGCUCUCUCAACCAAUUAGUUGUCGAUGAGGCGCUCUGUUUUGCAGCUUGAAUGCUUAAACAUGUGUGAUCACGCAAAGGCAACUCUUUCAAGUUGCGCCUCGGCCCAUGGCAGGCGGCAAGUGGCUGCACCACGAUCGCGAGUGGCAAGCAGCACAGGCUGCCGCAUAGUGGUAGUUCGUUCCGAGAUUAGAGGCUGAGCUCUCAGCAGCAGCGGAGGUAACCGGUACGUUGUUUUUUGGCUUGCCAUUCUGGCCAAAGGCCGACAUCUCGGCAGACCACUGCUCAUGUUGCUGACACUGCUGGCACAGGCUUGCUCCCAACCGGCUAGCCUCUGCCUCAUAUGCAAGUCUUGUUACGGACAUCGUUCGUAGCCCGUAGUCGCACCCGCAUAAAAGAUGUGGUAUUUCGUUCCGUUCCCAUGCGCUUCCCCCCAUGUACGAUUACCCCAACGUCGACCCCAGACAUGUGCAUUGCUC